GGAACUUCCUAUGGACAAUGGUUGGUCAGUCCUGAGUGAGCUGGAGGUGUGAGGAGAGGUGAAGGAUCAUGGGAGAUGGGGCCCCUCUACAGACUGAGGGGAAUGCCCUUCUCAAAGCGGUCAUCCAGGGGAAGCUACGGCUGACCCGCCUGCUGCUGGAAGGCGGAGCUUACAUUAAUGAGGGCAACGAGCGAGGUGAGACAUCCAUCUCUGCGGCCUGCCUGGCGAACUACGAUGACCCUCAGACACGACAGCGAAUGGUGCGGUACCUGCUGGAGAAAGGAGCGGACCCUAACAUCCCUGAUAAGAGUGGCCGAACGGCAUUGAUGCAUGCCUGUGCCGAGCAGGCGGGGAAAGAGGUUGUGUCGUUGCUAUUGGAAAAUGGAGCUGAUCCCAGCCUCAAAGACUACUCUGGUUCCUCUGCCCUUGUCCACGCUAUCAACCGCGGAGACCGUGACACACUGCAGGUGCUACUGGACGCCUGCAAAGCCAAAGGCAAGGAGGUUAUCAUUAUUACCACUGACACAUCUCCUUCAGGUACCAAAAAGACCAAACAGUAUCUUAAUUCCCCGCCAUCCCCAGGGAUUGUGGACAAAUUGUCUCCAGCCUGUAUGUCACCAUCUGAGGUGGAGAUUGGAACCUCUUCACCUGCAGUAGACAAAAGUAAAGAUGAGGAAGGGAUUUUCAGCUUUGCACUGACCUCGGCAUUGGCAUUACCUUCAGCUCGACCACCCCCUGAGAAGAGACCGCCUCCGCGCAAGCUUCUGAAGAGGCUGAACUCAGAACCGUGGGGCCUGGUGGCACCGUCGGUCCUGAGUGUGGUCUCCCAGGAUCGGGUAAAUGCAGGCCUGAAAGAGGAGAGUGAGCUGACUCGGACCAUCUCCGAAAUGAAUGGUUUGUCCAUAACAGAGCCCACCAGACCCUUGUUGUCUCGACGACACAGCAUUGAGACACACGAUCCUUGCUCUCCUAAACUCAUCGACCGGUCCUGUUCAGAAGACUGCGCAGCACUUUCAGGUCUGUCUUGGGCCGACAAAGUCCAGCAGCACCAGAUCUUGUACCGCAGGAACACAGCACCUGAGUCUCAGGAGAAUGCUGGGCUAUCUGGGGUGGUGGUGACUCGAGCCCUGGCUCACCCGAAACUGACCCGAAUGGAGCAUUAUGAGUCAGACACCCAUCUGAGUCCAGACUCUAUCCCAGGAUCCCCGGAUUCUGGGCGGAUGUCUGUAGAACGAAGAAGGUACAAUGCUUCCCCCUUGUCUUUGGUCACCAGUUCCUCCAGGGAGUCUCUGGAAAAUAUCCCCUCCUCAGUGUCCCCAAACAUGAUGCGCAGGCGUCCCCCGGGACUCCUGGAGCGCCGAGGAUCAGGGACUUUGCUUCUUGACCACAUCUCUCACACCAGACCUGGAUUCCUGCCACCGCUCAAUAUCAACCCCCAGAGACCCAUUCCUGACAUCAGGGCCAACGGCAAGCCCACCUCCCCCAUCCACGCCGGACACAAGAUCCUGGUGCCAGUAGCCCCAGCCUCGCCCAAACGGGGCCAUGACUUCAAGAUGAAGAAGAAGCUGAUGAGAAGACAUUCGAUGCAGACGGAGCAGAUGAAGCAGCUCUCCACCUUCAAGGAGAUUCUGGCCGAGAAGGUCGUUGAGUCCAAUGGGGAUUGAAAACAGAAGAGCAGCAAGCACGACGGACAGCUGCAGACAGA
Messenger RNA from Salarias fasciatus (jewelled blenny), 1705 nucleotides. RefSeq names its product ankyrin repeat domain 34A (gene ankrd34a). NCBI's taxonomy places the organism in Eukaryota, Metazoa, Chordata, Actinopteri, Blenniiformes, Blenniidae. The transcript has a single exon. Bases 69 to 1664 code for a protein of 531 amino acids. The record is from RefSeq and is a predicted model, not a curated record. Gene Ontology annotation, molecular function: protein binding.